AACAGUACCUUUUCUGUCAGCUCCACUCCUCUCAUCUGACACAUGCACACAGCAAUGCGCCAUUUCCGACAUGGUAGCAUCUGAGUAUAAGUAUGCCUUGCGCCCAGCCAUCUACGGCUCCUCACCACCACAAUCAUUCAGUCAGUCGACAUUCGCUCACUACACAUUCAUUCUUUUUCAAACGCUUGAAGCGUCUCACAUUCUUUACUAUCUUCGUUGAUCGAUCUCGAGGUAUCUUUUGAACACCAACCUUUUCGUCAAAACCGGACUUUCCAACACACCAACAAAAUGAUUUCCAAGAUCCAAGCCGCUGCCAUCCUUGGCUCCCUUGCUGCCUCCGUCAGCGCCCACGGUCACUUGUCUGCCAUCAAGGUUGACGGCAAGGACUUCACCGCCUACGACCCUUCUUUCCAGUACCAGAGCCCUCCUCCCGAGGUCAUUGAGUGGUCUUGCCCCGAGUGCCAGGACAACGGUUUCGUCGACCCCUCCAUGUACGACGAUGCCACCAAGAUUGCUUGCCACAAGGACGCAACUGCUGGUGCCAAGGUCGCUGAGGUCGCUGCCGGUGGCAAGCUCGACAUCUCCUGGACCACCUGGCCAGAGUCCCACGUCGGCCCCGUCAUCGACUACCUCGCUAAGGUCGACGAUGCCACCGCCGCCAAGUCUACCGACCUUGAGUUCUUCAAGAUCGACGCCGCUGGUUUCUCGGACGGCAAGUGGGCUUCUGACAAGCUCAUCGCCAACAACAACACCUGGUCCGUGACCAUCCCAGACAGCAUCGCCCCCGGUGACUACGUUCUCCGUCACGAGAUCAUCGCUCUCCACUCCGCUGGACAGGAGAACGGUGCCCAGAACUACCCCAAGUGCAUCAACUUGAAGGUCACCGGAUCCGGUACCGCUACCCCCGCUGGUACUCCUGCCAACAAGCUCUACACUGCCACCGACCCCGGUAUCAAGGUCAACGUCUACGGUGGUGACAUGUCCAGCUACGAGAUGCCCGGUCCCGCUCUGUUCGACGGUGCCAGCUCCGGCUCUGGCAACGCUUCGGCCCCUGCUGCUAAGCCCUCUGCCACUACUCCUGCCGCUUCAUCUGCGCCCGCUGCUACCAGCGCCGCCCCUGCUAAGGUUGUCGCCACUCCUGCUGCUUCCUCCGCUGCUGCCCCUGCCUCCACCGGCAGCGCCAGCAUCGCCGACAAGGAGUUCACCCUCGACACCUUCAUUGCCUGGCUCGAGGAGAAGGCUGGCUCUUCGUCCAGCCAGAAGGUCCGCCGCCACCCCCGCGCUUUCCGCGUUUAAGUUCUUGACGCGACGAAUCUUCCUCGAGCAGACCGGUUAUUGAGACACGAUCAAUAGAAGAUGUGACGGGAGAGACCCGGAGGACGGUUGAUGAUGGAAAAGCUCCGACACUUGGUGUUCUCCACUUCUUGUAUCUAUUUGCAUUGGGUCGCUUUGGCCCAUUGCUCCUUUGACUGAAUGAUAUGUGUUGCACACAUGAAACUUAUUUCCUCUACAUAUGAGUGAUGUGACUGAUUCGAGAUUA
Messenger RNA from Alternaria alternata, 1540 nucleotides. RefSeq names its product endoglucanase IV precursor. The transcript has a single exon. Bases 289 to 1296 code for a protein of 335 amino acids. The record is from RefSeq and is a predicted model, not a curated record. Lineage: Eukaryota; Fungi; Ascomycota; Dothideomycetes; Pleosporales; Pleosporaceae.